Messenger RNA from Anopheles gambiae (African malaria mosquito), 5569 nucleotides. RefSeq names its product CLIP domain-containing serine protease B4-like. Gene Ontology annotation, biological process: proteolysis. Bases 4579 to 5469 code for a protein of 296 amino acids. The record is from RefSeq and is a predicted model, not a curated record. Gene Ontology annotation, molecular function: serine-type endopeptidase activity. The transcript is spliced from 3 exons. Lineage: Eukaryota; Metazoa; Arthropoda; Insecta; Diptera; Culicidae.
AAAUGGAACGUUUUCUAAGCGAAUAUACGCGUGCGGGAUUGGUUCGGAUGUGCGAAACGGCGGGACUAGCACUGUCCGGAACCAAGGAAGAAUUAGCUAAGCGUUUAUUAGAAGCAGGGGUAACAAGCGACGGCCAGCGCGAGGAAAAUAUCGGCGAAAUAAACGCGUCUGGAUAUUUUGACGUGGAUGCGGAUUCAGAAACUGGCAGCAAUGGUGCGACUGCGGCGGGUGGUGCUAUGGCUGUUACCGCGGAAUCGAGAGCAAUUGUGACAGAAGUGGUGUCACAAAAGAUGGAUGUGCCUAGAAGUAUAGAAACACAUGCACCGUUUGUGCAGCCCUAUUCGUUCCGCGACGUGGAAGAAGGCAUUGACCCUUACGGCAAUGACCUUACCAAAGACAUUGGGGCAUGGUUUGACGAUUUCGAGGGAGUGGCCAACAUGGCGCACUGGACAGACGAGCAAAGAUUUAUUAUGUGCCGGAGAAAAAUGGUGGGAGUUGCGCGGAGUUUUCUCUCGACUGAAAGAAACAUAAUAUCGUACGCAGCUUUGCGAUCAAAGCUGAUGAAGGAAUUUGGUGAAAUAGUGCGGUCGAGUGAUGUGCAUAGGCGGCUUAUGUCACGGGUAAAACGUCCCCAGGAAACAAUGCUCGAAUACGUGUAUGAGAUGCAGCGUAUAGCUCGAGAUACGGAAAUCGAUGUUGAGAGCAUCAUCGAGUAUAUCGUGGACGGUGUGGCGUGCGACACAAAAGUGCGUGCAUCCCUUUAUCGAGCGCGCAGUAUGGCCGAGCUGAAAGAAGAGCUGUUGCGCAUGGAGAGAGCGGAGAAGAAAAGUGUUGUGAAGAGGAACAAUGGUCAACAAGAUCAAAGGAAUGGUGGGGUAGGUUUGCGGAAGUGUUAUAUUUGCGGGGAGUUAGGGCAUGAAGCACAAAAGUGUGUUAAGUCAACAAAAUGUUUUGAAUGCGGUAGAUCGGGGCAUCGGGCGAAGGAUUGUUCUAUCAAGAAGCGACUGGUAGCUGACACGCGCGCUAUUGUACCGAGUACAAAUGAGCGAUCUCCGGUAAAGUGUUUCAAAUGUGGAGGCGUGGGGCAUAUCGCUCGAAACUGUAAUAAAAAUAGCUACAGCGUGAUGGGAGGUCAGAUCCAGGAAUCAAAUAAAGAAUUACCAACAAAACAAGUGAGCGUGUGCGGGAAGGAAUAUGCGGCUCUGAUCGACACCGGGAGCGAGGUAUCACUCAUGCGUGAAGAUGUUUUCGCGGGACUUCCAUCGCAGUUCAAACAAUGGAAACAAUCGAACCACAUUUUGAGAGGGCUAGGUGGAGUGCCCCAAAAUGGAUUCGGCGAAGCCACACUUGCCGUAAACAUAGACAAUUGGGUAUAUCAGGUGCAGUGGGUUCUGGUACCAUACGAGGCGAUUAGAACACCCCUUAUCGUAGGUAUGGAUUUUUUGCAUUCUGUUAAUUACAAUAUUAACAACGAAACGGUCAUGAUCGAGCCCCGAAGAAACGAGCAUGUGUUGGGGAUACAGAGAAAUGAAGAAGAACACGAACGACAACAGCAUGUGAACAAUAUUUUAAGCGAAGUGAUGAACACAAUGUGCGCCAGCGAGACAAUGGAACCGGUUAUCCCGCCUCAAUUUCGGGGCGAGAUAAUGACAAUGAUCGAGACAUACAAUAAUACCAGCUGCAGUGAGAGAAAAGAAACGUGUCCAGUUAAGUUGGAAAUUGUUCCAGACGGACAGAUAAUGCCGUUCCGCCACCCACCAAGCAGAUUGUCUUUUUCGGAAUCUGAAGCAGUGGAUGCGCAAGUGGAUGAGUGGCUUAAAGAGGGUAUUGUUAGGCCUUCUGUGUCGAAUUUUGCGAGCCGCAUAGUUAUAGUGAAGAAAAAGGACGGGAGCAACCGGGUGUGUGUCGAUUAUCGGAAAUUGAAUUCGAUGAUUUUGAAAGACGGAUUCCCGAUACCAGUAAUCGAUGAUGUCGUGCAAAAACUACAAUGUGCACAAUGGUUCACGGUUAUGGACCUGGAGAAUGGAUUUUUCCAUGUGCCGGUAGCAGAGAAUAGUAAAAAAUAUACAGCGUUUGCAACGAGACGAGGGUUGUACGAGUUUAAUCGCGCGCCGUUUGGUUUGUGUAAUUCGCCCGCAGUGUUUAUCCGGUAUGUUAAUCAUGUGUUUCGGGAUCUUAUUACAAACAACCUACUGGAUUUGUACAUGGAUGACAUGGUUAUCCAUGGCUCAACCGAACGAGAAUGUUUAUGGAAAACGGAAAGAGUGUUAAAAGUGGCAGCAGAGCACGGUUUGAACAUUAAGUGGAAAAAGUGCCAGUUCAUGCAAAGGGAAAUAACGUUUUUGGGUCAUCGGGUGAAAACUGGACAGAUAUCGCCAAGUGUGGAAAAAAUAAAUGCAGUGAAACAUUUUCGUAUUCCGCAGAACGUUAAAGCAGUGCAAGCGUUUCUGGGAUUAACGGGGUUUUUCCGGAAGUUUGUAAAAGACUAUUCGAAAAUCGCCAGGCCGCUUACGGAUUUGUUGCAGAAAGAUACAUCUUUUGAAAUAACGGGAAGUGCAUUGGAAGCCUUCAAACGGCUAAAAGAGGAAUUAAUAAAAGAGCCAGUGUUAAGGUUAUUUGAUCCCGAAGCAAAAACGGAACUUCAUACGGACGCUUCAAAAGCAGGGUUUGGUGCAACAUUGUUACAGUGGGUAGAAGGAAAAUUGCAUCCAGUGUAUUUUUGGAGUAAAAAGACAAGUGAACCGGAAUCCAACAAACAUAGCUACGUGCUCGAGGCUAAAGCAGUGUUUCUAGCGGUUAAAAAGUUUCGGCAGUAUCUUUUGGGUCGUCCUUUUAAAUUAGUUACUGACUGUGCAGCGUUUAAGUGUACAUUGAAAAAAUCGGAAGUGCCGCAGGAAGUGUUACCAUGGGUGAUGUUCUUACAAGAUUUUGUGUUUGAAGUUGAACACCGAUCGGGUAAAAAAAUGCAACACGUGGACUGUUUGAGCCGAUAUCCGACGGAAGUGAUGACUGUGACAAAUGAACUAACGGCACGUAUUCGUAAGAACCAACAACAGGACGAGAUGGUGAAAGCAAUUAGUGAAAUUCUAUUGGAUAGGCCCUACGGAUCGUAUAAAUUGAAAGGAGGACUUUUAUACACUGUAGUGGAUGGAAACGAACUAUUAGUGAUUCCACGAAACAUGAGGAAGCAGAUCAUAGAAAACGCACAUAACGACGGGCAUUAUGGGGCACAGCGUACUAUGCAUACCAUAAGGCAGAAGUUUUGGAUUCCACAUCUAGAGGUAUUGGUGAAGCAACAUAUCUCGAACUGUGUGAAGUGCAUCUUACACAACAAAAAGUUAGGACGACAAGAGGGAUGCUUGAACCCAAUCGACAAAGGAGAUGCGCCUCUACGUACAUUGCAUUUGGACCAUGUGGGGCCCAUGGAUGCCACUUCAAAACAAUACAGGUAUAUUUUAACCGUGGUGGAUGGGUUUUCUAAAUUUGUUUGGCUUUAUCCUACUAGAACAACGAAUGCGGAGGAAGUGUUGCAAAAACUGGAGAGUUGGUCGUCGAUAUUCGGAUAUCCGACCCGAGUAAUAACGGACAGAGGGGCAGCGUUCACGGCUAAGGUAUUUGCCGAAUUCGUUCAGAAGCAAAACAUCGAGCAUAUCGUCUCCACUACGGGAGUACCACGAGGAAACGGCCAGGCGGAACGUAUAAAUCGGACGAUUUUAUCAGUGCUGGGAAAACUAUCGAUGGGAGAUACCGCUAAGUGGUAUAAACAAAUCAACAGAGUUCAACGGUCGGUAAACGGGCACCUUAAUUCGUCAACAGGGCGAUCUCCAUUUGAAUUAAUGUUUGGGGUCAGAAUGAGACAGGCAUCUGAUGAUUUAUUACACGAAAUGCUGGAAAAAGAAUGGUAUGAAGAAUACGAACGGGAUAGACAGGGUAUGAGACAAGAGGCCAGAAAAGAAAUAGAGUUGGCGCAAAAGAGAUAUAAGGAGCAAUUUGAUAAGAAAAGAAAGCCGGAACAUGGGUAUAAGAUUGGUGAUUUGGUAGCAAUAAAGAGAACUCAAUUUGUGGCAGGAAGAAAGUUAGCUAAUGAAUUUUUGGGUCCGUACGAAAUAACGAAGGUAAAAAGAAAUGGGCGAUAUGACGUUAAAAAGGCAGCUAGUUGCGAAGGGCCUCAAGUUACGAGUACGAGUGACGACAAUAUCAAACUAUGGUCAUAUGCUACGAUUGAAUCGUCUGACGAAGACGAAUUAGAUGAAGAUCAGGAAUUGAAGGAAUAAGGAUAAGUAAACUAGGUGUAGGACAUCGAGGAUCGAAGUCCAUCAGGAAGGGCCGAGUGUAGAAUUGUAUGUAAAGUUGAAAGCUAGUAUUGCCUGAUGCAAUCGGGAUAAUGUUAUAAAGAAGAGAACUUGGGCUGAGCAGUCAGUCGUUGAUCAGAACUCAAUAAAGCAACACCGUCAAAAGAGAAAAAGUCUGUGUCAACGUUCUCCCUCAUUCGGUCCACCUCCUCCACCCCCUCGUUUGCAGUCAUCUGCUGAACGCAACCAUAAAUACACGUAGUAGGGAAACCCGUCUCCGAACAGAAUGCUAUCUGCGAAAGGAAACGUAUUUACGCUUUGGGUUGCAUCUUGGAUGGGUCUGAUGUGCUUAUCAGCGUACUGUACUCCAGCACAGAAAUCUCUGCUCCCGCAGCCUCCGAUGUGUGGCAAUGAUGCACCAGAACGUCUCAUUACUAGCCUAGUUGCUCAACUCGAUGAGGCCCCCUGGAUGGCGUUGAUCGAGUAUUGGAAGCCGAACGGAAGCUUAAGCUAUCUGUGUGGAGGAUCAUUGAUCAACGAGCGUUACGUCGUUACAGCUGCUCACUGCGUUACUUCACUGCCGCAAGGUUGGACAGUCCACCGGAUACGGCUUGGUGAGUGGGAUCUGAGCACUUCGGAGGACUGUGACCACAGUCGGUGCAACGAUGCACCGAUCGAUGUGGCAGUUGAUAAAAUCACUGUUCAUGAGGACUACAAAUCACCGAGCAGAAAUCAUCGUAAUGAUAUAGCGUUGAUUCGCCUAGACCGACAGAUGCAUUACACCGAGACAGUGGCACCCAUCUGUUUACCUCAGAAUGGCUCGCUUCAAACACAACGGUACCGAACCAUGCACAGCGUCGGUUGGAUUGAGGAGAAUUUCGGGCCAAUUGGCGGGAAGAAGCUACAGGUGGAACAGGACUUGGUGGAUUUUCAGAAUUGCUCUUCGAACUAUCUGCAGGCUAGUAUUGCCUUAGCGGACACUCAGCUUUGUGUAGUCCAGCAGAAAGACACUCGCAUCGAUAUCGCUGGUGGUCCAUUGAUGCAACGGAUUGCAGGGCAUUGGUAUCUUUUUGGAGUGGCAAGUUUUGGGGGGCGGAACUAUGGUACGGUUAAACUGCCCAACGUUUACACCAACGUGAUGGAAUAUGUCAAUUGGAUUCAAAGCAACAUGGAAUAGAAAUUGGCAUUGCUAUGGAGGCUUUUGGAAGUUUCGGAAAGUUAUUAAACUUUGAUUGAGUAUGUAAUCUUAAAAAUAAAUGAAAUCUUCAUGCUAAAAA